Mobula hypostoma (lesser devil ray) is the source of this 3049-nucleotide messenger RNA. RefSeq lists its product as uncharacterized. Gene Ontology annotation, cellular component: external side of plasma membrane. Gene Ontology annotation, molecular function: signaling receptor binding. Gene Ontology annotation, biological process: T cell receptor signaling pathway; regulation of cytokine production. NCBI's taxonomy places the organism in Eukaryota, Metazoa, Chordata, Chondrichthyes, Myliobatiformes, Myliobatidae. The transcript is spliced from 15 exons. The record is from RefSeq and is a predicted model, not a curated record. The coding region runs from base 365 to 2179 and encodes 604 amino acids.
CUACCUGAACAUGUUUUCUUUCAGUGUUAAUAAGUGAUUCCGUAUCUACCAAACCGAGGCAAAGAAAGUUCAGCUGUUUUGAGGAAUGUGGGUGUUCAUUCCAGAAAUAUCUCUAAGCUGUGACUUAAAGAAUUGUUGUGUAGAAACUUACAAUCUGACAGAAAUCAGUAGGGAGAACCUUACCAUAUUUGGUGUCUCCACGAAUAAAAUAUCUUUCAGUCUACAAAGACUUUACUGUUAUAUUGGUUCAGUCCAUAGUUCACAAACUAAGGUGCAGAAAUGAUGAAAGUGAAACUAAGAACUUUUUGAAACUAAAGAUCUGCAAGAACCAACAGCACAGGAAAGACAAUCUUCUGUUUUAAUAAUGGGAAUCUUAAGUCUGUCCGCCCUUGUGAUGUCUUCCAUUUUAUAUUCAGGUGGUUUGGAAUUGGAGAUAUUUUCCUCUCCACUGGAAGUUUCAGUAAAUGAAGAUGUUCUUCUAAAAUGCAUAUACAGUAAACCAGAACAUGAUCUCAGCGAUGUAGCUGUUCAAUGGUCUUAUAAAUCUCAAACAUCUCAGAAGGAACUGUAUAUAUUUAAUGGAGGGAAUCAUCAACCCAACAGAAGCGGUGCACAGAUUUUUGAAGAUGCAUUACAGAAUGGAAAUGCUUCACUUUACCUCCCGAAAGUACAACUUAAUGAAGAAGGAAAUUAUACCUGCACUGUUUACCUAACCCCAAAUAAAGGUGAAAAGACUUCAGAGAUGCUUGUUUCAGUCAAACCAAAAGUCAAUGUAUUUAUGCAAAAAGAGGAGAACUUUGCAAUAUGUGAAGUAAAGGAAUUUUAUCCAAAGGAAAUUACAGUCAGAUGGUUAAAAGUACUAAAUGAAAAAGUGAAAGAUAUUUCAAAAGAUCAGUCUAUUGAUGAUAUCGUUAUGGACCAAAGUGGGACAUUUAGUCUUACCACUAAAGUAAGAGUAGAACUGAUGGUGAGUAGUUCUGCCAAGUACAUCUGUACAGUGAAGCACAAAGAGUUCCAUGGAAAUUUUACACUGGCAAGCAACAUGGCUAAAGAAGAAGAAGAAAUUAAACUGAUUACUGGAGUCGUCUUUGUCAUUUUCAUACUACUUUGUGCACUGGGUUUUGGAAUUUGUAUCUGGAAGAAAAUAUCUAAAGAGUUGAAUGCAAAAGCCACAGAAGCAGAACCAGCCAAAGGUGCAGUUUCCAGUCAGUGUGAAUCAAUGGAAAAUGGAGAUCAAACCUGCCAACCGCUCUUGACCAGACAGGAUCCCCAACUUCCAAAAGCUCCUACAAUUAGUGAUGUGUCAAAUCCCUUUGUAGUCCGGAAUGGUGAAACUGACUGUCUGGAAUGGGAUGUUACCAUUCCCACUGGAGUUCCAAUGGAAAUUAUUAUAUUCCUGAAGAGGAAAAUAAAGGAAGAAUCAGUGAAAAAGCAACUAUUUCACUGGCAAUUGUUAGCAGAACAACUACAUGGACCAAAAAAAGUGACUGAACCUCUGAAAAAUAUACGCAAUUCAUGCACAGAAGAUAAAUCCUUCACUGCUGAUGUACCAGAAUUACAACGCACAAAGGAAGGGGUUCUUUACAUAUCCUGCCGUAUUGAAGUGCAGCCUGAUAUAUCCACAGAUAAUGGGACUGAGUUAAUCAUUGAAAUUUAUCCGGACUCUUUGGAGAAAGUCUGUAAUUCAACAGUACUUCAAGUUACAUCAGAGGACACCCCAACAAAGCCUGAUGAACACGAAAGGAAAGAAGACAAGUCGACUGAUCAGAAUUCAGUAGAAAAUGAAGAGCUGAAUGCAAAAACUACAGCAGCAGAACCAGCCAAAGAUGCAGAGGUCACCCCAGCAAAGCCUGACGGACAUGAGAGGGAAGAAGAGGAGCUGACUAAUCAGAAUUCAGCAGAAAAUGAAGAUCCGAAUGCAAAAAGAACAGUAGCAAAACCAGCCGAAGUUGCAGAGGUCACCACAACAAAGCCUGAUGAACAUGAGAGAGAAGAAGACAAGCCGACUGAUCAGAAUUCAGUAGAAAAUGAAGAGUUGAAUGCAAAAACCACAGAAGCAGAACUAGCCGAAGGUGCAAAUAACAGUCCGUCUGGAUCACUGGAAACAGGAGUUCAAACCUGCCAAGCGCCCUCGACCAGUCAGGAUCCCCAACUUCCAAAAGGCUCCCUGGUUUGCUGAGUUCCUCCAGCAUUUUGUGUGUGUGCUGAAGAUUUAUAGCAUCUGCAGAAUUUCGUGUUGAAACAGGAAUGGCAAGAACAAUUAAAAUGGUGGGCACUAGGAAAUCCUGCUCAUUGUGGCGGUCAUAAUGAAGGUGCCGAUAAAGUGGUCCUACAAUCUAUAUCGGGUCUCACCAAUACAGAGGAGGCCGUACUGUGAUUCUUAUCACAGCAUGCCUGAUGUCUACAUUCAUAUCACAGACAAAGUUGAGUAAUUCACACUGCGUUCCCUCGAUUGAAUUAUUAAUAUAGAUAGUAAAUAUAAAUACCAUCCCACUAUUUCACAUUCCUCUAUUAAGUUUUGAAUGAACCAUUUAUUGGUGUCUGGCUCUAUUGUUUCUUUUAAACACAGAUAUAAUACAUUCAGCUAAUAUUAUGUAAGUUUAAUACAAAUUAAUAAAUUUACCAUAAUGUUGGAAAGUAAUCAUUAUUGUGAUGAAAAUACUUAACAUUUUACUGUAACAAUACAAUUAUCGACACCGGCUUCCUGUUCACUGCACUUGGGUGGUGAAAACAUUUCCACUGAAGAGUUAUCAAGUAUUAUUUGAGAUCUAAUCAAAUUCCAUUUAAUAUCUAAUUGAAAACCUUUAGCGUUAUUUAUGUGUAACAUGCACAUAAACAGUGUUUCAAUAUCCUUUAAGUUGUUCAAAUUUCAUGGUGAUGUCUCACUGGACAUGAAAUGGGAUCAAAUUCUUCAAGGUGCAAAUAACUUCAGAUGAAUUGUCAUUUUCUGUGUGUAAUUCGACACAAUUUGACGUCACUACGGAGUUGACAGCUCAUUUUUAAUUAAUAAAUGUUGCAAAUAUGUACUAUAGAACUUACUUUUUUCAUU